AUGGUCAUUACCAGGUCGUUGAACUAUUACUCCAAAGAGCAUGCUAACAUUAAUGCUCAGAAAGAAGAUGGCGUGACAGCACUAAUGCUAGCUAGUUAUAAUGGUCAUCAUCAGGUUAUUAAAGUAUUACUCAAAGAGAAUGCUAACAUUAAUACUCAGAAAAAAGAUGGAGGGACUGCCCUAAUGAUAGCAUGUUUUCAAGGUCAUCACCAGGUAGUUGAACUAUUACUCAAAGAGCAUGCUGAAAUUAAUACUCAGAAAGAAGAUGGAGUAACUGCCCUAAUGCUAGCUAGUUUUAAUGGGCACCACCAGGUUGUUGAGCGUUUACUCAAAGAGCAUGCUAAUGUUAAUGCACAGAAAGAAGAUGGAGGGACAGCCCUAAUGUUAGCUAGUCAAAAUGGUCAUCACCAUGUCAUUGAACUAUUAAUCAAAGAACAUGCUAGCAUUAAUCUCCAGGCAAAAAAUGGACUGACUGCCCUAAUGCUAGCUAGCCAAGGUGGCCAUCAACAGGUCAUUGAACUACUACUCAAAGAGCAUGCUGACAUUAAUGCUCAGAAAGAAGAUGGAUGGACUGCCCUAAUGCUAGCUAGCCUGAAUGGUCAUCACCAACUAGCCAUGGUGGUCAUCACAAGGUUGUUGAACUACUACUCAAAGAGCACGCCGCUAUUAACACACAGAAAGAAGAUGGAUGGACUGCCCUUAAUGCUAGCUAUUCUAGAGGGUCAUAUCCAGAUUGUUGAAUUACUAGUCAAAGAACAAGUAGACAUUAAUACUCAGAAAGAAAAUGGAAGUACUGCUCUAAUGAUCGCUAGUUCAAAAGGUAAUCACCAGAUUGUUCAGCUACUACUCAAAGAGCAUGCUGUGUUUACACUCAGAAAGAGGAUGGAGUGA
This is a messenger RNA of Gigantopelta aegis, 891 nucleotides long. Its product is annotated as ankyrin repeat domain-containing protein 29-like. Gene Ontology annotation, molecular function: protein binding. The record is from RefSeq and is a predicted model, not a curated record. The coding region runs from base 1 to 891 and encodes 296 amino acids. Lineage: Eukaryota; Metazoa; Mollusca; Gastropoda; Neomphalida; Peltospiridae. The transcript is spliced from 2 exons.